Molecule: messenger RNA, 2676 nt
Organism: Sporothrix schenckii 1099-18
Lineage: Eukaryota; Fungi; Ascomycota; Sordariomycetes; Ophiostomatales; Ophiostomataceae
Product: nuclear protein (Sgd1)
Exons: 1
Coding region: 1-2676 (891 amino acids)
Biological process (GO): ribosomal small subunit biogenesis
Cellular component (GO): nucleolus
Molecular function (GO): protein binding; RNA binding
Source: RefSeq, a predicted model, not a curated record
AUGGCACCUUUCAGAAACACCGGGCCAUCUUUGUCCAGUGGACUCCUCAGACAGCUUGGUGUGCAUACGCAAGAUCCACUCAGUCGCGGCCGGCGAAAUGCCAUGCGCACAAGACAACGGAAGGGUAUUGCGACAGAUUGCCCGCAACGGCGUGAGUCGAACCAGACAACACACACGUCUCGGAAUUCCCGAACCCCCAACCGACAGCAGGCCACUGGUAUCGACAAGACACUGCCCAAUGAAACGGGGAAUAGCCAAAACCAGUCGGAAUUUGUCAACCAAGAAUUAAAUGAUGAUUCAAUCGACGAAAACAACUUUGAUGGUUUCGAUAUUGCUGAAAAGGGUGAUGCUCUGAACAAUGAGACUUCCGAGGAGGGGAAUGAUGGCGGCGCCAGUUCUCCUAACCUGGGCACUGCCACCCCGGCAAGAGCCUCUAGGCGCAUGCGUGAGCAACUGGAGAAGGACGACGCUGAUAUUGCAGAGCUUGAGCGCAAGCUAGGCUUGAAGGGGCGGAAAACCCUUCCUCAGACAUUCAAAGACGAUGGCCUUGGGGACUUGCUAAAGUCUCUUGGAGAAUCCGAAGACAAGAACGUUGAGGCAACCCUGAAAAAUAAACGGAAGAACGAAGCAGAAGAAUGGCUUCAAGCGAAACGACAAAAGGCGAUGGGACAAAACGCCGACGCUCAUCAUAGUAGCGACGGGGACGACAACGACAGCAACGACGAUGACGACGAUGACGGUAUUUUUGGAGUCUCGGACGAAGAAACAAGGUGCUCUAUCGUUGUUGAUUCAGGGAGUGGGGGCGAUCAAACAACGCGAACAUCGAAACGGGUCAGAGAAAAUCCUUAUGUCGCGCCCGCCAUAUCAUUGCCGUCGUCGCAGAAAUACAUCCCUCCGGCCCUCCGAAGAACUGAACGAGCGACGAACUCCGAAUCCGAACGCGUUACUCGGGUGCGGCGACAAGCGCACCACUUGAUUGCUCGCCUGUCAGAUGCCAACUUGUUAGCCAUUCUUGGAGAAGUCGAGAAACUCUAUCUCGAGAGCCCACGACAAUUUGUAACGGAAGCGGUAACUGACAAGCUUCUCGAGCAAAUCUAUAUUGAAAGCGCCCUGUCAAACAAUGUUACAGUCUUGAUAGCUGGAUUUGCAUCAGCGGUCUAUAUGGUCAAGGGGCCUGAUUUCGGAGCGAACUUCAUCCAGCAAAAUGCGACGCUUUUCAAGCAACACUACGAUGCUCUGGUCAAAAAUGACUCGGGGAACGCAGCAGGCCGCCUGCAACAUUCGUGGUCUCCACCGUCCAAGGCAGCCCUUAAUCUAUUUUCUCUUAUGGCCGAGCUCUACAAUUUCCGCAUGAUCGGACCAAACCUUAUCUACGACUACAUUCGCAUGUUGCUUGCGAACCUCAACGAAACAAGCGCCGAGAUGCUACUAAAGGUGUUUGAAAUAAGCGGUCACCGUCUUCAUCAAGACGACCCUAGAGCACUCAAAGACAUUGUGGCUCUCAUCCAGCCUGCAGUUGUGCGUUCUGGGGGCGAAGACGCCCUUUCCGUUCGCACAUGGCAUAUGAUUGAUAGAAUAAGCGAUAUCAAGAAGGGCGACAAGAAGAAGCAACGUGAUAAAGAAGGCAGUGGCUUUGGCCAUGCAGAAAGGAUACGAAAGGUGUUGGGUGGUCUACCCACGUCGAGAAAACUAGAGGCGACCGGACCGUUGCGCGUCAGCUUGUCCGACAUUGAGCAGGUGGGCAGGCGCGGCAAGUGGUGGUUAGUUGGAGCAAGCUGGGCCGGCCGUGACGAACAACCAGAAGGUCAACACUCUGGGAUCACCAAAGUACCUGACGCUAACGACAAGCCGCUGACACGGCAAGGCACCGGCCGACUUGCUUCCAUAGAGCCGGGCGAAGAUGACAUUUUGGGCUCCUGGGGUGAUGAUAUCGCCGAUGUAGAAGAGCUCGAUUUGCUGGCGAGAGAGCAGGGUAUGAAUACCGAUGCAAGACGAUCCAUCUUCAUCACCCUUCUCUCAGCGACCGACAGUAAAGAUGCGCAAGCCCGGCUCCUAAGACUCGGGUUGAAUAAGUUCGAGAAGCGAGAGGUGCCCAAUGUGCUUCUCCGGUGUGUCGGGUCCGAAAAGCACUUUAAUCGCUACUACGCACUUGUGGCACGGCAGGUAUGCGGCGCCGAUAGGAGAAUGGCAUGGGUAUUUCAAGCAAGCGUCUGGAAGCUGUUUCGGCGGAUGGGCGAGCCCAUGUUUGGCGAAGAAGCGGAAGACGACGAGGCGGACGAGGAUGACGAGGCAACAGACAUGCGUCGAAUCGUCAACACGGCAAAAUUGUGCGGUUUUCUGGUAGCAAGUGGAAACCUCGGCCUAGAUAUCUUGAAAUGCCUCAGCCUGGUCCGGUUGCAGGCGAAGACACGGGCGUUUGUUGAGGUGAUGCUGCUGACUUUUUUUGAAGAGGCACACAGCACGAGCAGGGUUGGGAAGGCUGGAGGCAACAGUGGUGCCGUCAUCCGCAAGCGGUUCCAGGCCGCCAGCGUCACGGACGACCUUCGCCGCGGGCUACAGUACUUUAUCGACAUGGUGGUCCGACGAUCAAAACUAGUUGAAAAGCACCAGGAGGAUCGCAUCGCCAAGUUGUGUGACCGGGCGCAGAAGGCGUUGCGAGAUCCUCGAGGCUCAUGA